Sus scrofa (pig) is the source of this 2022-nucleotide messenger RNA. Its product is annotated as olfactory receptor 52E2-like. Gene Ontology annotation, cellular component: plasma membrane. Gene Ontology annotation, molecular function: G protein-coupled receptor activity; olfactory receptor activity. The record is from RefSeq and is a predicted model, not a curated record. NCBI's taxonomy places the organism in Eukaryota, Metazoa, Chordata, Mammalia, Artiodactyla, Suidae. Gene Ontology annotation, biological process: G protein-coupled receptor signaling pathway.
AGGGACCGAACCUGCAACCUCAUGGUUCCUAGUUGGAUUCGUUAACCACUGCGCCACCAUGGGAAUCAACUGAGGAAGAGAGUGUACAUAAUUGUAUGGUGCUCUUAUUCUUCCUUAGGUUGACUGCAUGGCAGAGCUUGCCUGGUACUCUGCAAAGUGAAGAACACAAUUUCCUAAGGGACAUGGAUUUAUGCACCGCCAAGCAGGAUGUCCCUUCUCAAUGAUACCCGGUUACAUCCCUCCUCCUUCUUGUUGCUGGGAAUCCCGGGACUAGAAACGCUCCAUGUCUGGAUUGGCUUCCCCUUCUGUGCUGUGUAUGUGACUGCCCUCUUAGGGAAUGUCACUAUUCUGUUUGUGAUCCAGGCGGACAGCAGCCUGCACCAGCCCAUGUUCUACUUCCUGGCCAUGUUGGCUUCCAUCGACCUGGGUCUUUCCACAGCUACCUUCCCGAAGAUGCUCGGGAUCUUCUGGUUUGGUCUCCGAGAGAUCGACUUUGAAGCCUGCCUCACCCAGAUGUUCUUCAUCCACAGCUUCACUGGAAUGGAGUCAGCAGUCCUCUUGGCCAUGGCUUACGACCGCUAUGUGGCCAUCUGCAACCCACUGCGAUACACGGCCAUCCUCACCAACACGGCUGUUUCGGUGAUUGGUCUUGGUGUGUUAGUGAGGGCAUUUGGUUUUGUGCUUCCAUUUGUGUUUCUCAUUUUACGACUCCCCUUCUGUGGGAAUCACGUCAUCCCUCAUACCUACUGUGAACACAUGGGACUUGCUCGUCUGUCUUGUGCCAGCAUCAAGGUCAACGUUAUUUACGGCUUAUGUGCAAUUUGUAACCUGCUGUUUGACAUCACAGCCAUUGCCCUUUCUUAUGUUCAGAUACUCCGGGCGGUUUUUCGUCUUCCUUCCCGUGAAGCCCGACUCAAGUCCCUCAGCACCUGUGGUUCUCACGUUUUUGUGAUCCUCGCCUUCUACACACCAGCCCUCUUUUCCUUCAUGACCCAUCGCUUUGGACCCAACAUUCCCCGUUACAUUCACAUCCUCCUGGCCAAUCUUUAUGUUGUCAUGCCACCGAUGCUCAACCCUGUCAUAUACGGAGUCAGAACCAAGCAGAUCUUUGAUCGUGUGAAGAAAAUAUUAUUACAAAAAUAAGGAACUGAAAAGGAACAUCUAUGAUGUAUGAGGUGGAACUUCUGAGCAGAGAAACACCUUGUUAUAUUAAAUUGUGUACAUUUAAGUGUGGUUGACAAGAAUAUGUAUUUAUUUUGGUUCCCUUCUGUACCUAUUUUAAUGAGUUCAGAGGGUGAAACAUCUAAGCUUUUUUUAAAAAUCCAAUUCAUAUGGUAAGUCAUGGCCCAUCACAGUCUUUAUAAUAAUGUGAUUUUUGCUCACUAGUAUUGGUAGAUUCAAAGCAGAAUUUAUAGAACACACCACAUUUUUUACACUAUAUCUUUCAUGUGGAUUUUUGAUGAUUCUCACUCCCUUUUUCUCUCCAAGCCUUCCUGUAUCUAUUUCUCUCUCCCUACACUGCAUCUUCCUCUUAUCUCUUCAGCAUUUUUCCUUUUUUUUCCCUCUAUCUUCAGAAAGCAAUCAUCUUCCUUCCAGUAUGAGGACAAUGAUAUGAUAUCUUGUGAUUUCACCAUAAAUAUUAUAAACAUCCAAAUGUUUAUAAUAUUCACCCAAAUAGAUUAGGUACUGAUUUCGUACAUGAAAUGGAAGUAAGGGAAUUAAUGGGAUUAUAAAAAGCUGCAUUAUAAAUUUCCAUGUAGAGUUGGUCUCAAAUACAUUUAGGUCCCAUAAAUCAAACGAUGGCAAAAAUGUAAAUAAAGAAACCACUUAGAGCCUAGGGAGGCUGCCUGCUUUGACAUUCCUGGUUCUAUUUGUUUGCACACUUACUCUUAGACUAAUUUUGCAGUUGUUGUUUUCUUUGUCUUUAACAAACAUAACUUAUGUUUUGUCUUAGUUCUGUCUUUAACAUAUAUAUCAAUGAUCCCUAUUUUACAAUUAUAGUUUUAUUUAAAAGAUUCAGCA